AUGUCGGCGACAGUUGCUUGGGAUAUAAACGGCCCUAAAGAUCAUCCGCAGAUAGGCAAAGCGCAAGUACAAGCUCCACAGCCAGCAGCGACUAUUUCUGUCGGUGAGCCUUCUUUCAACAAAGGAAGACAAGUGCAAGUGGUUAUUGAAGAGGAAAAGACGGGAGAAGGAGAAGAAGUGGAUAAUGAAAUCUCCCGUCAAAUGAAGCAGGCGUCUCAGGAAGAAGAGAUGCAAGCAAUCAUCGUCUCUGAAAAGCAAGAGCUAGCUGCCUUAGAAGCGAGGAAAUUUAAGAAAGGAAAGCUCUCAAGAAAAGAUCAGGAGCGAAUGGAUACUCUUCGAAGUCGUGCUGCGAGGCGAAAAGAGCAACAGGCCAUCAGUGGAAUCGGGGGCCAAGCAGUCAUCGAGUCGGCCGUUGCCAUACAACCUGAACCGACUCUUGCCAUAAGUGUUCCACCGAACGCUACUAUAAGAACUGAAUCCACCGCUGCCAUAAGACUCGAAGAAGACUGCCCUGCACUGGCAACUACUUUUUCUAUCGUUUCAGAAAUUGUCGUCAACGGCGUGAACACCAUGGCUCCGAAUAGCAUGAUUAAAUCGCUGGAAUAUCAUCCGAAGGCAGGCAGAUAUUUCAUGAUUCGAACAAGAACGGAGCCACACUAUAUCUUAACGGUUGAAAACGGAGAGUUGAGACUCCUAGAGAAGCCUACUCUAGGGGGUGGCUCCUUUUGGCACUGCGUCAAAAGAAGCGGUUGGCACACCUUUUGCAAUAGUGUCACGGGCACAAAUCUCCAUCACGACGGUCAGGGUAAAAUCUCGAUCCAACGCGCUCACAAUUUUUUCCAGAAUAUGGACGGGUAUUUCACGACAGAGAGGCACGAGGAUGGUGGUUACAUCCUGCUGAUGAAGCACGGCGACGAGUUGUCCCAGGUUGCCAUAUCGGGAGAUGGAAAAUGCUUGAUUGAGCAGAAAGAAGAUGGUACAGCAUGGGACUUUAUUGAAGCCAGAUAUGUUUCUUCUUCCAUGAUUCUCACGUAUUCCAACAUAUGA
Messenger RNA from Trichoderma breve, 1047 nucleotides. RefSeq lists its product as uncharacterized. The record is from RefSeq and is a predicted model, not a curated record. The transcript has 2 exons. The coding region runs from base 1 to 1047 and encodes 348 amino acids. Lineage: Eukaryota; Fungi; Ascomycota; Sordariomycetes; Hypocreales; Hypocreaceae.